UUCUUUGCCCUCUUUGUAGGUUUCCCUCCUCGCUGUGUGUCGGACUUGGCCAGAUGGUGGCCACAGUGGCGGUUCUCUGGGUGGGAAAGGUGCUCAGAGUAGUCAAGUUUCCUGACCUUGACAGAAACGUACCUCGAAAGACGUUUCCACUACCUCUUCUGUAUUUUGGGAACCAAAUCACGGGACUGUUCAGCACAAAGAAACUGAACUUGCCAAUGUUUACAGUUCUGAGAAGGUUCUCCAUUCUGUUUACAAUGUUUGCUGAAGGAGUUUUACUCAAGAAGACGUUUUCUUGGGGUAUUCAAAUGACCGUAUUUGCAAUGAUCAUUGGAGCCUUUGUAGCUGCCAGCUCUGACUUGGCAUUUGAUCUGGAAGGUUAUGUUUUUAUUCUGAUAAAUGAUGUCCUGACAGCAGCAAAUGGUGCAUAUGUAAAACAAAAAUUGGAUUCAAAGGAGCUGGGAAAAUACGGUCUGCUCUACUACAAUGCACUGUUCAUGAUUCUGCCCACCCUGGCCAUUGCGUAUUUCACAGGAGAUGCACAAAAGGCGGUGGAGUUCGAAGGCUGGGCUGACACCCUCUUCCUUCUGCAGUUCACCCUCUCCUGUGUGAUGGGAUUUAUCCUGAUGUACGCCACAGUGCUGUGCACUCAGUAUAACUCUGCUCUUACAACUACAAUAGUUGGCUGUAUUAAGAAUAUAUUAAUAACUUAUAUUGGAAUGGUCUUUGGUGGAGAUUAUAUUUUCACAUGGACAAACUUCAUUGGCUUAAAUAUCAGCAUCGCCGGGAGCCUGGUGUACUCCUACAUCACCUUCACUGAAGAGCAGCUGAGCAAACCGUCCGAAGCCGGGGGCAAGCUGGACGUCAAGGGGAAGGGGGCGGUGUGAGGCGAGAGGGCUGUGCCCGCGCGGGGCUUGUUUCCCGUCGGCUCUGCGUGCCGGCAGCUCCACGCGGACACUGAGGGGCCUGGUGACGGAGAAAUGCCAUUCCUUUGCACUUGUACAAUCCAAGCGUCAAUUGCUGCCUUUAAAAUUUUAUGACGAGAGAAUCCUGUAAUGGACUCGGUUUUAACCAUGUCGUUUGAAUUAAUUUAUGUCAGACUGGAAAAUGUACUGGGCUCUUUAAUUUAUUUUUCUUUUCUGCCGACAGUGGGA
Molecule: messenger RNA, 1151 nt
Organism: Carlito syrichta (Philippine tarsier)
Lineage: Eukaryota; Metazoa; Chordata; Mammalia; Primates; Tarsiidae
Gene: SLC35D1
Product: solute carrier family 35 member D1
Exons: 11
Coding region: 54-884 (276 amino acids)
Cellular component (GO): Golgi apparatus
Molecular function (GO): GDP-fucose transmembrane transporter activity; antiporter activity
Source: RefSeq, a predicted model, not a curated record